AUGGCACGCUCUUUCAAGAUGAUCGCGCAGCCUGUCCACCUUUUGACCUCAUCUCGACCCUCGAUUCUAGUUUGCCGAUCCCUUUGGCGUCGAAAACUCGACUCGGUGUCUUUCGUGCGUCUAUGCACCACAAGGGCCGAGAAACAUCACGUCAAGUAUGACUGGAUCGAGGGUGUAGAGAGACUUGAAGAAUAUCAACCUGGGGGGUAUCACCCCAUCAUGAUUGGGGACGUGUUACAUGGCCGUUAUCGCAUCGCAGACAAACUGGGCUUUGGGGGCUAUUCGACGGUUUGGCUUGCCCGAGAUACUUAUCUGAACCGAUAUGUUACUCUCAAGGUCAGCGUGGCUAACUCGAUCCAACACGAGACUAAAGUCCUUAAAGCUCUAUCUUCUCCGUCUCCAUCGUCUUCGCCAGAACAUCCUGGGCGUGACUUAGUACCUGUUUUCCUAGAUGAAUUCAAAGUGCAAGGUCCUAAUGGGAAACAUACAUGCUAUACGGUGGCCCCUGCACAAUGCAACCUUAAAGAGGUCUCUUUCAGCCGUCUUUUCCCCAAGGAAGUUGCUCGAGCACUAUCAUAUCGACUCGCACAGGCCGUUGCUUAUAUACAUUCACAAGGCUAUGUUCAUGGAGAUAUUCAUUUAAAUAACAUUUUGUUCAAGCUCCCGUCAAGUUUCGAUGAGCUUUCUAUCCAGCAAUUCUAUGGAAGAUUCGGUGAACCCGAGACAGUUCCCGUCACACGGUGUGACGGAGAACCAUUACCUCCCAAUGCUCCAGCGAAAGCUGUUGUGCCGCUAUUUAUAGGGAAAUCUGCGGAGGAGUUCGCAUUAUCCGACGCGCACCCGCUUGUAACUGACUUUGGUGAGGCGUUUUCCCCCGCUUCCGAAGCUCGUCUUGGGCAUGACUGUCAUACGCCAAACGCGUUUCGGGCUCCAGAAGCCAAGUUCGAAUCGCAAAUGCCGCUGUCAUAUCCCUCAGAUAUCUGGAGUCUGGCUACAGCAAUAUGGGAGAUUAUCGGAAUGAAGGCCAUAUUUAGCACCGAUUUUGUGGAUGAGGAUCAGAUAGCGGCUCAGCAGGUCGAUGUACUAGGACCUAUGCCCUCGGAAUGGUGGCAGCGCUGGGAAGCACGAUCUCGAUUUUUCGAUGAGUAUGGACAUCCAAUGGAGUCCUAUAAGAUGAAUAAAUGGCCUCCACUUGAGGAAUCAUUUGAGAUCGGUGUGCAGAAAUGGAGAUGGAAGAUGGGAGGGGAGAUUGAGGAAGACGAGAAAGCUGCGUUUCUAGAUCUGAUGCGCCGGAUGCUCUCAUUCCGCCCAGAAGAGCGACCGACUGCUGAAGAGGUGCUCAUGUCGGAUUGGAUGGUUAAAUGGGCAUUACCUGAUUGUCAACGGAAAUAA
Molecule: messenger RNA, 1392 nt
Organism: Penicillium expansum
Lineage: Eukaryota; Fungi; Ascomycota; Eurotiomycetes; Eurotiales; Aspergillaceae
Exons: 2
Coding region: 1-1392 (463 amino acids)
Biological process (GO): protein phosphorylation; spliceosomal complex assembly; regulation of mRNA processing
Molecular function (GO): protein kinase activity; ATP binding
Source: RefSeq, a predicted model, not a curated record